Molecule: messenger RNA, 12015 nt
Organism: Phycodurus eques (leafy seadragon)
Lineage: Eukaryota; Metazoa; Chordata; Actinopteri; Syngnathiformes; Syngnathidae
Gene: cdh24b
Exons: 15
Coding region: 420-5360 (1646 amino acids)
Biological process (GO): cell morphogenesis; adherens junction organization; cell-cell junction assembly
Cellular component (GO): plasma membrane; catenin complex; adherens junction
Molecular function (GO): calcium ion binding; cadherin binding
Source: RefSeq, a predicted model, not a curated record
GGGGGGGGGGGGACACACACUGGCGCAAAGAGAGGCAACUUGAGACUAUUACGCCAAGAUCUCCCGUCGAAGAAUAUCGGCAAUCCAGGUCAUGGUCAUCGACAAAGGUUGGGUUGAGGAUGUUCAACCCUCUUUUGAAAACUGAAUGAGGCUCACUGAAGAAGGAAUGGAAUAAAACAAAAAAAAAGAGCAGAGAGAGACCUUAGAGAUAGAUGAUCAUAUCAAGUAGUGCAGGGGAAAAUAGGGACGAAAGGAGUGACUGACCCCUGCCCACGAACUCCGUGAAGGCCAUAGAUUGAAAGAGUGACAGGUGGUGCAUGAAAGGAGGGAAAACAGCAGAAAGAAUGAUGACUGACGGAAAACAAGGCCUGCCUCACAGCAUAUCUUGCUCCAAUUAGGACAUCUCUCUACAAGACAAGAUGCUUUCAAGAAACCUGCUCCAAUUGGUUUACAUCUGCCUGUGGGACGGGCUGUGGAGAGGGGCCUUGUCCAGCAAGGUUGUGCGGAUUAGAGGAGGAGGUGGCUCACACGUUUUGAAGAUAGAGGAGAACAGAACUCCAGGCCAAUGGGAAAGCAGCAUGGACACAAAUGUAAUGCCUGUGGUGACGCUUAAAAAUCUGAUAAGUCAUGCACAGGCAGGUGACACUGGACCGCUUUCUUACAUCAAAGCACUGCCCAAUCACGCCAUUCCAUCCACUGUCAUCAAGGAGAGACUAACUGUCAAGCCUAAGCGUGAGGUUGAGUCCGUCAACAAGAAAGAGGUGACUCUUCACAAGGAGUUAAGUCAGGAUUUGACGAAAAUGAAGAACAAUACAAAGAAUGUUGAGACGAAAAUGGGAAAAGCAAUCACAUCGCACCGUAAACUUGAUUUACAUUCUAAUAAAACACACAUUAGAUUAAGUUCAAGAGCCAAAAGCAGACUUGAUUUGAGUGUUUACACGACAGGUGUGCCCGGAAAGGGACUAAGCGUUGAAUUGAACCGAAAACUGAACCUCAGCAGAGGUUAUGAGGUUCUGAAAGUGCUGUCAAAAGAGAACCUUGUGAGGAUAGUAAAUUCCCAAAUGCAGAAUGUUCCCGGUCUGAACUUUCCGAGCAAGGGUAGCCGGAGCAGAAAGAGAGAUUUGAUUGACGUUAAUCACGGACAGUUUGAGGCGCAGAAAAUGUCAAGACAAGAUACGUCUUUCACUCAGUCACACGCUGGAUUUGAUAACCAGACUGCAUUUCCAUAUCUAAAUCCGAUCAGCACUCCAGAUCUUAAUCAGGACCAGAGUUCUGAUACGCAUAUUAAUCCAAUAGGGAAUGCCCCAGGUUUAAGUAAAGGGCAAGAGAAUUUGGAGCUACAAGUUUCCCAUGGUGACGAUAGCAAGAAAAAACAUGCUAUAUUAAUGUCAAUACCUGUUGAAAAGGUAGACCUCAGCAUGAACAAAGAACUACCAAUCAACCAAACAGAAUCCCCUCUUCAAUUGACAAAACACUUCCCAAGUUACGUGCCCUCUGAAACAAAUGGAUCGACUUCAUCUGUGGUGACAAUGCAACCCGAGGGAGUCAGACCUGGGAACAAAACAGCAGAUUCCCUUAGAGACCUAUUAACAGAGUCAGUUCACACUGCUCAAACAGAGCACAGCACAGCUCAUCACUCAGUAGAUGAAGACAGAAAACUUGUCAACAGCAGUCAUGUCCUGAGGCUCCAUCCAGCUCCAGAAUGGAGCCACUUUGCUAACGGGGCUGGGGUGCAGGUGCAGGAUCCAGACAAUGACAAUGGCCUCGUGUUUGAGGAAGCAGAGUCUGAGGAUGAGGCUGGCGAUCCCUUGGAAGAAAAGAGGUCACGCCCCCGCACCAGGAGAAGUUGGAUUUGGAACCAGUUCUUUGUGAUUGAAGAAUACGCUGGACCUGAACCUGUGCUUAUUGGCCGCCUCCACACUGACAUGGACAGGAAUGAUGGACGCACUAAAUAUGUCCUACGUGGCGAGGGGGCCGGCUCUGUCUUUGUGAUCGAUGAGAAGACCGGUAACAUCCAUGUCACCAAGCCACUGGACCGCGAGGAGAAGGAUGAGUACCGUCUUGUUGCCACGGCCACCGACAGGCAGACGGACCGUGCCCUCGAGCCCUCAUCACAGUUCAUAAUUCGGGUGCAGGACAUCAACGACAACCCACCUGUCUUUGACGAAGGCCCUUACAGCGCCACCGUGCCUGAGAUGGCAAAUAUAGGCACUUCGAUAAUCCAGGUGACAGCGACAGAUGCUGAUGACCCGACGUAUGGGAACAGUGCCAGACUCGUGUACACACUGGUGCAGGGCCAGCAGUACUUCUCUGUCGAUCCCCAGACUGGUAUUCUGCGCACAGCUGUCCCUGACAUGGAUAGGGAGACCCAGGACCAGUACCUUGUGGUCCUCCAAGCCAAGGACAUGGGAGGCCACUUAGGAGGAUUGUCUGGAACCACCACCAUCACGGUUACCCUCUCUGACGUCAAUGACAACCCUCCACGCUUCACUCAGAGUAUGUGGUCCUUCUCGGUAUCCGAGCUGGCCAUCCCAGGUGCUGAAAUAGGACGUAUCUCAGCAAGCGACGCUGAUCUCGGUGACAACGCCAAGUUGGACUAUACGAUCUUUGAGGGGGAGACUGGCGAUACGUUCAACAUCACAGGAGUAGACCAAGAAGCCGUCAUCAUACUAAACAAGGCUGUAGACUAUGAAAGCCGCAGUUCCUACUCCUUCUCAGUGGAGGUUCUCAACCCUACCGUGGACCCUCGCUUCUUGCGUCGAGGAUCUAUUAAAGACCGAGCUUCAAUCAGAGUCGCAGUGCUGGAUGCGGACGAACCUCCAAGGUUCUCCAGGGCACGAUACCACAUGGAUGUUUCAGAAAACUGCCCUCCAGCCUGCACUGUGGGCCGAGUCAGCGCUGUCGACCCAGAUACUGGUCUAACUAACAACAUCAGGUUCUCCAUUGAUCCUCAGUCAGACCCAGAGGCUCUAUUUCGCAUCACCCCAGACACCGGCCUCAUCACUACAGCCAUGGAACUAGACCGGGAACGUGAGCACUGGCACAACAUUACUGUCAUUGCCACCCAGAGAGACAACCCCAGCCAGGUGUCUCGGGUUUUGGUUGCAAUCGAGACGUUAGACCUGAAUGACAAUGCUCCAGAGCUGGAUAGGCAGUACACGACAGCCAUGUGUGACUCAUCCACCAUCGGAAAGGUGGUGCAGGUGUUGCGGGCGAUUGAUAGAGAUGAGGGAGGCAAUGACAGCACUGUGUAUUUCAGCAUCCCUCCAGAAUCCAGCGUUGCCCUCAACUUCAGUGUCAGGGACAGUGGUGGUCCCACAGCGAGGUUGGUCUUGCUGUCCCAGCUGCAGCCACUGUCCCGUUUUCCAUCUUCCACUCUAACGCUUUACGUGCCACUGGUUCUAAGAGAUGGAACAUCAGGUCUCACCAGCACUGGCACUGUCACAGUGUCUGUCUGUCCCUGCCUGAGAGGAGGGGCAAAGACUGAGGAGAGGGAGAAGGGCAAACAGGCUGAAGGUGAAUGGGACUGGGAACGAGAAGCGGCGUGUCUCCCCCAGCACUCCACGUUGCCUUCGCCCGGCCUCAGCACUGCAGCUCUGCUGGCCAUAUUGGCGUGUGUUGCAACUCUACUGGCGGUGAGUGCCCUGUCAUUGUCGUUGAGGCGUCAAAAGCGUGACUCGCUGUCACCACUGGAGGAUGAUGACGUCCGUGAGAACAUCAUCACAUACGACGACGAGGGCGGCGGUGAGGCCGACACGGCUGCCUUUGACAUCGCGGCACUCCAGAGCGCCCCCCACAGCUCACGCUCACGCGGCUAUCGCACGCUGGACAGCAGGAACGUACGCUACACCCAACGUGGCCAAGAUAAAAGCCGCACCUGCAGCUGGGCUCAGAAUUCCGUGGUUGACCACAACUACUCAGGCCCGGGAGGACCGUUUUAUGGUCGCCUCUGCUACAGCAGCCACACAUUACCAGUUCUACGCCGCGCACCAGGUGAAACAUUUGAACCAGGUCUGGCAGAGCUUGGAUACCGCUUUCCUGGAGUCCUACCGGACCACUCAUUGGUCAUCCGAAACCAGGGUGCCAUGGUUGGCCCGAUCGAGUCAGGGGCUGUGUACAUAACGCCCACAGAUCUCAGCGCAGGAAGCCGAACAGGAAGUCAUGCGGGCAGCCGCGAUGGUACUGCAACCCAGAGUGGUGUGAGCACUUCGGAUGAAGGAACACCACGGACUAGUGACAGCCAGGAGAAACGACGUGGGAUGGGAACGUCGAGCAACUGUACUGAGGAGAGCAACGAAAACAAAGUGAACCACAGUCAUGAUAUGGACUGGUACUUCACCCUACCCCAACCCUGGACUGAAACCACUCGUGCUCGCUUGCAUCCCCUCCAGGUGCAGUCGGAGACGCUACCGAGGGAGCAUAACCUCGUCCUGACUCAAUCCGGCUCCAUGAUUGGCCAGGGUCAUGGCUGGGUGUGCGAUUCAGCCACUCUGCCAAUGGCGGAGCAUAAGUGCUCCCGUGCUGGCCUGUCUCCAAAAGGUGCUCAGUCUGACUGCAGCGGAGGAGCAGGAGGAAGCGGAAAUGGAAGUGGGGCUACCUCCACUGAUGGACAACAGAAAGCUACCAAUGGUCGCAACUAUACCACUGUCUUGCAGGGAGAGGUACGCAGGCAGAAAGAGACCCCUGGCAGCCUGGAUAGAGGAGGACUAGAGAUGGGAAGCAACUUUGCGGUGGCAAGGCCAGAAAGAGAAGGUGGUGGGAUAUCAUUGACUGGUAGUCCAUCUAUCUACCCAGAAUCACCCGGUUUGAUUGGAGAAUGGCGUGAUCGCGUGGCUUUGGGUGGCUAUGUGUUAGCAAGAAUGGAUAUGACCCCCCAGCUAUUGCCCUUCCCAGGUCAGCCUCGAGGAGCUUAUGGAGGAGUGCUGGGCAUUGGUCCUGGAUGGGUUCCAGGUAUUGAGGCGGCCAGAGCAGCCCCCGGGACGGGAGGUCCCCCUUUGGCUCUUAGGGUGGGCGAAUUCUUACGCCUACGUCUUGCCCAGGUCACAUUUGACUCCUCGCAACCACCGUAUGACUCAGUGCAGAUCUAUGGCCUGGAGGGUACCGGUUCACGAGCUGGAUCCCUGAGCUCACUUGAGAGUGAAGGAGAGAAAGAUGCAGAUAAGGAGGACUGGGGUGCGGGAUUGGAGCAGUGGGGGCCCCAGUUCCACAACUUAGCUCAACUCUUCCGAGACCGAGAGAAAGAGCAAGAAGAGAAGGAAAAAGUUGAAGAUGGUACCAAAGAGGAGACGAAGGAGCCAGAUAAAAAAGGGGGUGAAAGGAAGGAGAGAGGGGUCAAUAUGAAGCGAAAGAAUGAAGGAUAAAAGAAGAAAAAAAUAGAGGUAGAGGGAAGAAAGAAGACAGGAGGGAAGAGUAUGAUGAAAAGACUACCAGAACUAGACUUAAUGUGAAGAGAAGUUAAAGGAGAGAAAGAUGAAGAGGCAAAGUAAUAAAAAGAGACAGAGAAAAGUGAGCCCAGGGAGGUUGAAGAAAGCGAGGGAAGGGGAGGGAGUGAUUGAUGUAAUUUAAAGCAAUAAGUGUUGAAGCGCUGAUAUGGUUGAGCACAGAUAGUACUGAGACAAUGCAAGGGAUGCUUCUGCUGGCGGCGCCAAAUAUUUCGUAAAAAACUUAGGACAAAGACAAACAAUCCAAAUAAACAAUACACGAUUGAAUGGCAAACAGCAGGAAACACAGGUUGUCUUCUAAGUGUGCGUUUAGAAGGUCAGUGAGAAAGUGGGAUACGCUAGUGAUUGUCUUUUCUGAGCAUUCUUAUAUGUGUGAAUAUGUUAAAGACAGAGCGAUUGAUGCCAAGAGAAAUAUUAUAAAUAAUAUACAGUGGUACCUUGACUUACGAGUUUAAUUCAUUCAUUGCUUAACUCAAAUCACUCUCAUCUCAAAUCAACUUUCCCUGUUGAAAGAGAACAGAAAUAUGUCACAGCAUUCUGAAGUAUUGUACUUACAUACAGUAAUGUCCAUCCAUCCAUUUUCUAUACGGCUUAGCCUGUUCAGUGUCACGGAGAGCCGAUCGCAGCUGACUUCAGGCAUAAAACAGACUACAACCUGGAUUGGUUGCCAGUCAGCCGCGGGGCACAUAUAGAAGCACACAACUGAAGUCAAGUGAAUGUACCACGACACCUUCAGUGACCUCAGACGGGAAAAAGAUAAUUAAAUAGAAUGUAAAUAAUUAUUUGCAUCAUGAUGUCAGUUCUUCAAUUCGAUGGAGAUUGUGCUGCUCCUUCUGAUGUGCUGCACCUUGGCCAGCAGAAGAAGCAGUAUAAUACGGAUAUACAUUAUAGAUUUGAUUAUGGAAACGUGAGGAAGACCAUUGCGACUAAGCUGCAGUAAUUAUUAGUCGAUUAGAGCAUCAAGUAUUGGGGCCUGUGAGUAAUGUUAUAUACUUUGCAUGUUUUGCUGCACCGUUUGUGUUCCAAUAUCAGUUGUUUAAGGUUUUAUAUCAACGCUAGUUUCAUUAGCCUGUCUACAGUGUUUCCCAUUAUGGGUUAGCAUUAAGCUAGUGAUAAUUCGCAAGACAAAAUUAUGUGGUUUGGUUCAAUACCCAGCGUGUAAUUCCUUGUUUUAAAGUUUAGUUUUAUAGUAAUCUUCAACGGAAAGUGGCAAUAAACAGUUACUGUACUUUCACAUUCACAGACAAAGUCAACAAAAUAAAUAAAUAAAAAAACGGCCAAGCGCCGGCUCAUAACGUGAAAACCCAUAGGUUGGGGCGCUCGUAAGUUAAGGUAUCACCAUAUACUGUAAUGCAGAUACAUUGCAGUGACUAGAACGUAGCACUCCUUUUUUAAGAUAUUUGUGUGCUUCGUUAGCCUGGAUGUUUACAAUAAAUAAACUGUGUACUCAUGUUAAUACAUACAUAAGUACAGUAUAUGUUUUCUAAUUACUUUAGUGUGGCACUAUGUGACAGUUCAACUUCAUUUAGUUUCAGGCCUUGAAAUAAACUAGUCGCUAGCCGCUGUUGCUCGGAAGGAGAAAACAGACCUCCUACCUUUGGUUGCCACUCUCUCAUCUCUCCCUUGUUCCGCUCCCUAACCAAUAGCACUAAAAAAAAAAAAAAAUUUUUUUUAAAAACGUAAAAGUCCCAUGCCAUCAAAAUCCAUUUUCCCCCACUGUUUUAUGCAUAAUAUAGGUCAAAAUGAGUACAGACCCUUUCCAAAAAAUUUUAUUAUCAUGGAAAAGUUUGUUUAUUUCCAUAAUUCCAUUCAAAAAGUUCAACUUUCGUAGAUUAUAGAUUCAGGGCCCACAAUUUAAAACAUUUCAAGUAUUUAUUUGUUUAGUUUUACAUCAUUUGGGCUCCCAGCUCAUAAGACACACAAAAUCAGGAAUUUAAAAAAUGAGAACACUGAAGAAAUCCGCCCAAAUUUUGCAGUCCAUAAAUGUUUUAAACUGAUUGUCACAUACUAAUCACCUCCUAAAGUCAAAGCACCUGCACCGGUUUCCCCAUGUCUCAUUAAAUUUGUUCAGUUGGUUCAAUACGGGAAAGACUGCAGACUUGACAACUGCCCAGAAGACCAUCAUUGAUACCCUCCAUAGAAUGAGUAAGCCAGAAAGGUUCAUAGCUAUGGAGGCUGGCUGUUCACAGGGUGCUGGGUACAAGCAUAUCAAUGGAAGGACAAAAUGUGGCAGGAGAAGAUGCACCAGCAAAAGAGAUGACCGUGGGCUUCAGCGGAUUAUCAAACAGAGAAGGUUCAAGACUAGCAGAGAUCCAGAAAGAGUGGAAUGAAGCGGGAGUCGCAGCUUAAAAAAAACACCACAUUCAGACGGAUCCGGGAGAUGGGCUACAACUGUCGUGUUCCUCGGGUCAAGCCACUUCUGAGCCUGAGCCAACGUAGUAAGCGUCUCACUUGGGCCAUGGAGAAGAAGGACUGGACUGUCGGCCAGUGGUCCAAGGUCUUCUUUUCCGAUGAAAGUAAAGUGUGCCUUCCAUUCGGGAAUCAAGGUCCAAUGGUUUGGAGGAAGACGGGUGAAGAACAGAACCCAAGCUGCUUGAGGUCCAGUGUGAAAUAUCCACAGUCAGUCAUGAUUUGGGGUGCAAUGUCUUGUGCGGGUGUUGGUAAACUGCUUUCUUAAAUCCAAGGUCUACCAGAAUGUUUUAGAGGACUUGAUGAUUCCCUUUGCUCUGAGGAUCUGUAUGGAUGUAUUUCAUCUUCCAGAAGGACCUGGCACCUGCCCAUACCGCCAGAAGCACCAAAACCUGGUUUGAUGCCAAUGCCAUCACAGUGCUUGACUUGCCGAAUCUAAACCCCAUUGAGAAUCUCUGUGCUAUUAUCAAGAGGAAAACUGAGGGGCACCAGACCCAAAAACAAAGAAGAACUAAAAGCAAGCAUCAAGGAAAUCUGGGCUUCCAUAACUCCCUGGCAAUGCCACAGGCUGAUUGCCUCAAUGCCACGGCGCAACGAGAUUCCCAACCAAGUAUUGAAGAUGAACAUAUCAUUUUGAAAGUACCAUAUUUUGAUUGAUUUAAUGUGACCCUAAUUUCUUUCUUUUUUUCUACAAAAAACGAGAAGUAAAUGGUGAUUUCUUCACAGUAGUCUAAUUUUUUGAAUUCCUAAUUUUGUGGGAUUUAUGAGCUGCAAGCUCACAAUAUGUAAAAAUAAACAAAUAAUAAUAAAAUAAAUGAUAUUAUUACUUUUUGAAUGGAGUUAUCAAAAUAAAGAAACAUUUCCAUGAUAUUGAAAUUUUUUGGAAAGGGUCUGUAUGUGAUCUAUUUUAAAUUUGACAUCCAUGCAGUUUGUCAAUUAAACGCAAAAGACAAUAAACGGCAUUAGGCUUGCAAAAUCACUGGAUCCGAUUUCCAUAAAUUUCAUAAAGUCUUAAAAAGUUACAAAUUAUUUAAGUAUCUGUCCACUUUGUGGUUGGCACACGUUCACUCAUCUCAAGGAAAAUGGCUGAGCGACAACGCGGCUGUGUCUUGUGCAAAGCUUUUCGUCAUGUGCCAACCGCAGAAGAAUUUAGGAAUAAAGGGCUUCAAUUUAUUUUGGGAGAAAUUCCUCAGCAUUUCGGAACCAGAACUGUGCUAUUUAUGUGGAUAUUUUGUGGAUGAUGACUUUCACACAUGCCGGAAGUGCAUUUCGGGUUUUAGAGCGAGCGACCCACCCACUCGGGCAGCCGCCGCCGAGCCACACAGACACAGUCUAUAAAGCACACACGUUUUGUGUUUUACAACAACACUUAACUACAUUCAUAACUUAUAAAGAAACUGAAAUGAAAUGAGUGAAGCUUGCAGUCAUUGUUGCCAAAAUGUGCACGAGCGAUAAACGUCGCGUCACAUUCAAGUUAAUGGGAGUGAAGGAUGAACCUGACCUCAAAAUAUCCCCUGCCCUUUAUUUUCACCCACGUCCUCUGUAGCAAUCUGCAUCUUCCCUGAUUGCUACUCUAUCUCCCUCUAUCUUUAUGGUUUCAUAAAAGUGAUAAAGUACUAUAUACUGUAUGUGUAGCCUGUACACUGAUCACCGUUGAGGGCGUCACGCAACAUCGCUUUGAAAGCUUGGCUUCCGCAAGACGGUCGCAUGUCAAUAGCCAAUCAGACCGAAGCUGUUUUACACAUUUAAAAUAAGAAGAACAGCGUAUUUGCAUAUCAAAUACUAAUGAGAAAUUCGGCCAUCUCAACUGCCAGAUCAAAUUGCCCGAAAAAGGGUAUCCUGGACAUUUUCAACCCAAAUUAUCUUGCAGACCCGAUAAAAGGACAUGUGGUGAGAACAGCAUAUUGCAAACAGACUACUCAAAUAUUUUAAAGAAGCAGAGCAUAUUCUCGUCACUGCAAUGUACAGUAUCUGCGAUAUAUAUAUAUAUAUAUAUAUAUAUAUAUAUAUAUAUAUAUAUAAAUUCUCUGGCAUUUUUAUCCUUGGCUACAAUGAGAUACAGUAUGUUGUUCAGAACAGGAAAGAAAUUAAAACAGGAUACCACACAGGCACUUGAAUAGACUGUAUAUUUGAAUACAAAGUGAUAAAUGGAACAAGAGAUUGCUAUAUACUGUACACAAUGGAAAUGAUGAAUCAUUCAAAUACUCAAAAAGACUCCUUUCAGCCCUCAAGGAAAACAGACAUUGCUAAAAUUUCAAUGAUUUCAGGAUGUGAUCUCCCCCACCACUCCCUCUCGUUUCCCAUCUUUUAGUAGUUGAGUGUUGCUAUGUUUACAAAGAUGCUCACAUAGGCGCAAUGGAACUCAUUUACACUCCAAGGCUUUGAUUGUACUACAGCCAGUUAUAAACGCAAACACAUCCACUGUAUGAUGAGUCAUGAUGAGUCCAUUUCUGAUAUCGUAAAUGUUUUAUAGAAGAACUAUAUUUUAUGUAUAACAAACGGCCCUGUUGUCUCACUUGAUGCGUCUUGAAGACAAUGAAUGCAUGACUUUUGCUCAAGGAUUAAAAAAAAAAAAAAACACCCCCUAAAAGUCCCACUUUAGAACCCAUACUGCCGAAAUAAACAUCCUUGUAGUUAAAACAACACCACGUUGACUGUUCUUGUUUUCUUGUAAAAGGUCAGGAUGCAAAUGAUUCUUCAGCUAGAAUGCACAUUCAUACCGUGUAAUAGAUGAUGAAUUAUGUUCAAGAUGAUAGUUGUCUUUAUAAGAUGUGGAUUCAAGAAAAGAUACAAUGUUCAACUGUAUGUCAAAACAAUUUAAAUGUAAAUAGUGCUGGAUAUUAUUGCAGAAAGAAUGAUAAAUGAGUUUUGUUUAUCUUAUUCAGAAGCAGAACUUACUGUACAUGUCCAAAUGGAUCACUGUUAGGACUUGUCUGUAUGUACUGUAGAUUAGGGGUGGGGGGGGGAAGUCAACUAAACUGGAUUCAACAGCCGUGUGGACUGAGCACAAUGUAUUUCUCAUUUGUCCAGCACAUUGACAUGACUGGCUUUUGUUUUAUGGCAACUCUAAACCAGCCACUCACUGGUACUUGUGGCCUCUGAAUGAGGUUUAUUGUGCAAAAUAUUAGUCACUGGAUGCUUCAGAGCGAUAUGGUCCCGCUUGGAAACUUUUUUUGAUGAAAAGGCAGUGAAGUGGAUAGAAACUCUAUUAAAAUGCUAAAAUAAAAAUCCAGUUGCUAUAGUUUUCCCAAAACUGUAGAAUAAUACCCUGAUGUGGAAUUUGCAAUUGGUUUCAAAGGCAUAGUCGUCGGCGUGGCAUCGCCUGAGAGGUAUGAGAAUCAUUCAUAGUUCACAUAUUGAAUAGAGAGGGGACUGAUUAUUACCUGAAUGAAUGCCACAGGCUCUUCACACAUCAUUGGCUUCUUUGUGACUUUUUCUAUAUUUACACGGAGAGUAAUAUUACACCAUAAAUACAUUUUGGGGGAGGAAAAAGACACUCCAGUGUAAACACUGCUUUAUAAUUCUACAUGACUACUGUCACAUUCAUAGUUAUAUAUAGUAUAGUAUCGUACAGUAUAGUAUAGUAUCUAAAUUUGGACAUCAGGUGUUUCCAAUGGUAGACGUAUUCACCUUAAUUUCUCUUUGUCUAGUUUACUUUGUGACAGUACAGCAGCUGGCAGAAAGCCUCUGGCCCAUGUUUCCUCUUUCUUCUCUAUUGUAUUUAUCAGUAGUUAGCUAAUUGGUCUAACUCUUGGGCUAACUCCGAGACAUUUACAAACAAGAACAUCCAUUUCUUGCCUAUGAGCAAUAGAUAGAAUGAAGGACUAACAUUUCUUACCACUUGCACAAUCUGUUGGGAUCCAAUAUGUGAUACUGUAUGAAGAAAUUUGACAUUUAGAAAGACAGUACUUCGUUUUGAUCGGUCAUAGAGUAUUUACAAUAUGAUGAUUAAUGUAGGUGUCAUUUAAAUUCCUGUAGAAGACUAUCUAAUAUUUUAAAUGACAAGUUGGGUAGCAAAUGGGAUCACCAAAAUAUUAGAAAAAGCUCUUAGUUUGACAGUGUAAAUAAAAACCGAGCAUGAUUAAAUUUGUCAAUUGAAAUACAGCUCUUGUAUUAGAUCUCAUUCGUUUGUCCAGGAGGUUAUAAUAAUGGCGUGGCUGGUCAG